AUGGCGUGCGAGUUGGGGGUGUACGGGCUGGCGGUGAUGGGCGUGAACCUGGCGCUGAACGCCGCCAGCAAAGGCUUCCGAGUCUGCGUCGGAAACCGAACUCCUUCCAAAGUCGACGCGGCUCUGCAAAUGGCUGAAACUCAGGGAUUGCGGGAGAAGUUCGUUGGCGCGAAAGACACGAAGGAAUUUGUCGAGAACAUCAAACGCCCGAGAAAGAUCAUCAUGAUGGUGCAGGCAAGCUUCUAG
Molecule: messenger RNA, 246 nt
Organism: Eimeria necatrix
Lineage: Eukaryota; Apicomplexa; Conoidasida; Eucoccidiorida; Eimeriidae
Product: 6-phosphogluconate dehydrogenase, putative
Exons: 2
Coding region: 1-246 (81 amino acids)
Biological process (GO): pentose-phosphate shunt, oxidative branch
Cellular component (GO): cytosol
Molecular function (GO): NADP binding; phosphogluconate dehydrogenase (decarboxylating) activity
Source: RefSeq, a predicted model, not a curated record